This is a messenger RNA of Rhopalosiphum padi (bird cherry-oat aphid), 2029 nucleotides long. RefSeq lists its product as uncharacterized. Bases 74 to 2029 code for a protein of 651 amino acids. Lineage: Eukaryota; Metazoa; Arthropoda; Insecta; Hemiptera; Aphididae. The transcript has a single exon. The record is from RefSeq and is a predicted model, not a curated record.
AAUAACACAUACAUAGUGGCUAGUAUCAACCAAAACUUAAAAAUUUAGAAACUCAAACGUAUAAAGAACCAAAAUGACCUCUGUUUCAAAAUCGUCUACUUCCUAUAAUUUAUCUACUAAUUCAGAUUCAGAAAAUGAAAUUAGAAGUAAUAUAAAACUUGAUUCUGCUAAAAUAGAUUUUAAAAAAACCUUUAAUACAGAACUUCCAUCAAGCUUAUCACGCCAAACUACAAACAACUCAUUACGAUAUUUUAAAAAACUUAAAAGAAAAAAACCAAUAUACGAAUCUGAUUCUAGCUCUUUAUCAUACACAUUAAACCCAUUGGAGGAUAAAUAUAAUUUAUCUAAUUUAAAAAACGUGCCAAAUUACAAGAAAAAAAAACAUGAUGGUUUUAAGAAUAAAAAUACCGCAUACCGUAAUUCAAUUGAUUUAAAUAAAGAAUUUGCAAACGCCUUUGAAUCUUCUUCUGAUUCUGAUUUUCCUGAUAUAAAAUAUUUAAGAUCUAUAUCAAAAAAUAAAGAAGUUAAUACUUCAUCUAUCAGCAAGGAGUCGAAACAAAAUGAAAUUUAUUCGAAUUUAACAAGUAAGAAACGACCAACAUCGAUUAAUAUCACUAACAUAGCCGAAAAUAUUAGUAACGAUUUAGAAUCAUCAAUUUCAUCAGAUAUAACCGAUUUUGAUUUUAGCCAAAUAAAAACUGAUUCUGUUAACUUUCAACAGAAAGAUGUUUAUACUAAUAAUGAAUUAAACUUGGAUCAACUAUUAUCAGAUUGUAGUCUGUCUGAUAUAUUAUUCGUUAGGGAAGAUAAUAGUGAUUUAAAAAACCAAUUUGAUCCUACACCAGGUACAGAUAAUUCAAUUAUACAAAUAAAAACGCCAUUAAACAUAAGUUUAGACAUUAGUAAUGAGCUAACACAGCAAUCAUCAAGCGAUAUUAUAAAUGUACCAGAUUUAAUCGAAAACGAGGCUACAGAAGUUGAACAAAUUAAAACUGUUGAUGAAAUUGAAAUAUUUAAACCAGAACUUAAAAACAACAAAGAUUCCAAUAGUAAUGAAACAAAAUCAUUUUCUAAACAAAGAUCAAAUUCUCAAUUCUCAAUUGAAGAAAGUGUUAUCUCUGGACCAGUUUGCAACCACUGUAAUCGUUCUAGUAAAUUAAAAACUAAAAACACCAGUGAUACUAAAAUAAGAAAUACAAAACGAAGUAAAUCAAAACGUUCACAUGUAAAAACAUUAGGAAGUACAUCAGAUAUUUUGCGAAUUAAAAAAUCUGAUAAAAAAAAAAUAAAGAACUGUGUGAAAACAAAUGAGACUGUUGAAGAUAUUGGUCUAGAAUAUGAUACAGGUAAAGAUAACUAUAUGGUAGAGUUACCAAAUGGAGCUUUAGUUCCAGUAUUUUUAUCAACAUUAAAACCUAAACUUGUAAAAAAACUUUGUGCUUGCGGAAUUACUAUAUCUGAUAUUCCUCUUUAUUGGAGCGAAUCUUUUCACGAUAUUUUGCAUCAAAAUAUUUAUAAAUUACGUUUUAAUGGUAAUAUAUCAGACGAUGACACUGUUAACAUUAAACAAAAUGAUUUAUUCUUUAGGAUUUUAAUGUUAUGUGAAAACCAUUAUAAUAACGAAAACAUAAAAAAAUCAAUCAAAGAUGUGGAUGAUUUUGUGUGCUUAGAAUAUGGCAUUUCAAAUACAAUUCAAUCAUAUAAAUAUUCUACAUAUUUAGCGGUAUUACCUAGCUUUAAGGUGAUAGGAUACUUAGAAGUGGAGCCUAUACAAAAAGCUUAUAAACUUAACAAUGACGAACAAUAUUCAGAAAAUAUGAUAGUAUCCGUGAAGUAUGGUGUAUCAAAGAUAUGGACUUUUAUUAAAUACAGACAUAAAAACAUAGAUAUUACUUUGUUAGAAACAUUUUGUAAAAAAAAAAAUCUUCAAACGAAAGACUUGGCUUUUUGUUUAGACGGAUGUCAAGGAAUCCAAUUUGCUCAAAAAUACACGGGAAAUAAAAAUAUUUUAAUUUACAACGAGCUUUAA